AUGAAUUCAAGAUACAGUGAGCAAGAAAGUGAAUCUCUCUUGAAGGAAAAGACACAGAUAACGGCAAUGGACAUGAGUGAGGAGCAGCAUUUGGUGAAAGAGCACCAAGUAUUCAUGGUUGUUACUUUUUUUGUGGUGCUUUAUUCAUUGAUGAUGAUGCUUAUGUCAGCGUUUUUCACUCGUCAGUUAUUUCCGAUCACGCUGCUUUCUCUAUUUGGAAUCGGAUGUGCCAUGAGCAUCGCAUUUUUGGCAGCCAUUUCACCCAUUUUUGCAUGGAUAGGGCUCGCCAUUUGGUUAUUUUUCUUUGGUUAUGUUUGCUAUCACACUUGUAUAUGCCCAUGA
Sphenostylis stenocarpa is the source of this 342-nucleotide messenger RNA. Lineage: Eukaryota; Viridiplantae; Streptophyta; Magnoliopsida; Fabales; Fabaceae. The record is from the annotation of a GenBank genome assembly.